AUGGCGUGGCCAGAAAAGGCACUUGCUGCCAAAUUUGACAACAGCAUGCCUCCUGUAGAUGACCCACCCCGGCGAUUAUCCAAGACUGGGACAAGCCUCUAUGCCGUGCUGGAACUAAGGAAGGGUGCCCAGCCUGAAGAGAUUAAAAAGGCCUACAGGAAGCUGGCCUUGCAGUAUCAUCCGGACAAAAAUCCAGGGAACCCUCAAGCGGCAGAAUUCUUCAAAGAGAUCAACGCAGCCCAUGCUGUACUCAGUGACCCUACAAAGAAGAAAAUCUACGACCAGCAUGGCUCGCUAGGCAUCUACCUGUUUGACCACUUUGGUGAAGACGGCGUCAGAUACUAUUUUAUAGCACACAGUUGUUGGUUCAAGGUGCUGGCCCACAGAGAGUCCCCUGCCACUAGCCCACUGGACACACUGAAGAGAGAAGUGAGUAGCCCUGCCUGACACUGACCCUGAUUUGACUCCUGUUCUUAAAAACAAUUCCUGUCAAAGGUGAUGAUGACACCAUCCUAGGAAGGACUUGGCUGCCGCCCCCUCCCCCGCCAAUGAGCCUGUCCCCACAGUACCUUCUGGAAACUCUUCUUUUUAGCUCUAGCUCCGCUCGCAUCUUAUCCACAUGAGGUGGCAAGCCAUAGUGGCAAGUGUUUGCCGAGAAGUCUUUUCCCAGUGGGUGGUGCCCGGGCACUUGUCAGUGUCAGGUGGGUUCCUGAGCACGUACUGACGACUUCACCAAGAUCCUGAUCACAGAGCAAAGUGGCUCCUGUCUCAAGAGC
Messenger RNA from Acomys russatus (golden spiny mouse), 776 nucleotides. It is a transcript of the gene Dnajc5g, whose product is annotated as DnaJ heat shock protein family (Hsp40) member C5 gamma. The transcript has 4 exons. Bases 1 to 447 code for a protein of 148 amino acids. The record is from RefSeq and is a predicted model, not a curated record. NCBI's taxonomy places the organism in Eukaryota, Metazoa, Chordata, Mammalia, Rodentia, Muridae.